Messenger RNA from Notechis scutatus (mainland tiger snake), 1469 nucleotides. RefSeq names its product protein Cryzl2-like. The record is from RefSeq and is a predicted model, not a curated record. Gene Ontology annotation, molecular function: oxidoreductase activity. Gene Ontology annotation, cellular component: mitochondrion. NCBI's taxonomy places the organism in Eukaryota, Metazoa, Chordata, Lepidosauria, Squamata, Elapidae.
GGUGAGGGGAGUCAUGUGGCUGCGUUGGUGCCUGGCCGCCAGGAGCGCUUCUCGGUUGGCGCCCCACAGGAAUAAUAUUUUUGGACUUAAACCAUGGGACCCCAUUUCUCCAGACAGCAUUGUCUUCUUGCAGUCCCAGAGGACCUAUCGAGCAGUACUGUGCACUGAACUGAAAAAGCCAUUGGUUGUGAGGGAUGUCCCAUCUGCUUUGCUUCAGUCGCAUGAGGUCAGAAUUCAUGUCUGUUGCUGUGGAGUCAAUUUUGCCGACAUACUGGCCUGCCAGGGUCUUUACCAAUAUCAGCACCCUCUUCCAUUCAUCCCAGGAAUGGAAUACUCAGGAGAUGUGGUGGAGACUGGGAAAGCUGUCACCAACAUCAAAGAAGGGGACUGUGUCAUUGGUGUGACCAAUGGAAAAGCUCUGGCAGAAGAAUACAUCGCAGAUUCAAAGUUGCUUUGGAAAAUCCCCCAAGGAGUACCUUAUGAACAAGCUGCAGCACUGCCUGUUUCAUAUGGGACAGCCAUCUUGGCCUUGAAACAUAGAGCACAAACACAGCCAGGAGAAACUGUUUUGGUGACUGCAGCCGCUGGUGCUACAGGACUUGCAGUUGUAGAUGUUGCAGCUAGUGUCCUUAAAGCAAAGGUGAUAGCAGCAGCAGGAAGUGACAGUAAAUGCCACCUGGCUACCCAGAAAGGAGCUGUUGAGAGUGUGAAUUACAACGAGGCUAGUCUGAAAGAAGAGGUGAAGAAGCUGACAGCAAACAGGGGAGUUAAUGUGGUUAUUGACCUCUUUGGUGGAGACAUCUUCAAGCAGGCAUUGCAUAGUCUGGCUUUUGAAGGCAGAAUUGUGGUCGUUGGUUUUGCUGGAGGAACAAUACCUCCCAUUCCAGCCAACAUACUGCUUCUAAAAAACAUCUCUGCUCUGGGAUUAUUCUGGGGCCGGUACCAGGAUGAAGAGUUCCCAGUCUUCUCCUCAACCAUUUCUUCAGCUCUUUCAUAUUAUCAAGAGGGUCAAAUCCAGCCUCACAUAGGAGGAGUGUUCAAACUAGAGGAGGUAAAUGAAGCAUUUGCACAUAUAAUUCAACGUAAAUCUACAGGAAAAAUUGUCAUCUCAAUGAAUUAAACCUCUUCGGAAAAUGUAUCUUCAGUGCUACUUCCUGCUGAAGUGAGAAGAUGUCACUGAGUUCAAACCAAUCAGCCUGCAACAGGCCUUUUUGGAUUACAAGAGGAACUUUCUAGCCAAACACAUUGAUUUUUUUUAACAUUUCUGUAAUGGAUCUAGGAUGUUUAGGCACCAGCUACUGGCUGGCAGCUAUUUGUCCUGUGCAGCAAAAAGCCCAUGUUUAACCCUGCCUCGGGGAAUGGGCAGGGAUAAAAGGCUUGGGGUGGAGGGCCAGAGACCAUUGGUGGUGGACAGUUGCUGGAAGUGGAUCAGUGGAGGAGGAAAACUAUAGUUUGGUGGCAAUGGUUGG